Messenger RNA from Nomia melanderi (Alkali bee), 1302 nucleotides. Its product is annotated as garnysstan. NCBI's taxonomy places the organism in Eukaryota, Metazoa, Arthropoda, Insecta, Hymenoptera, Halictidae. Gene Ontology annotation, molecular function: mevalonate kinase activity; ATP binding. Gene Ontology annotation, cellular component: cytosol; cytoplasm. The record is from RefSeq and is a predicted model, not a curated record. Gene Ontology annotation, biological process: isopentenyl diphosphate biosynthetic process, mevalonate pathway; isoprenoid biosynthetic process; cholesterol biosynthetic process.
UGAAAUAGAACUCUUGAAAAUAACCAAAUAUGAUUCAGUUCAAAGUUUCUGCGCCUGGAAAAGUUAUUCUUUAUGGAGAACAUGCUGUAGUAUAUGGAAGAACUGCUAUUGCAGCGAGUUUAGGUUUACGUACAAUUGCAGAUUUUUCUGAAUUGCCAGAAAUAGAACAACUGAUUAAAAUAUGUUUUCCUAAAGUAAAUUUAUUUAUAAACGUACCUUUGCAACAAGUACAAGAUUUUCUGUUGACUAACAAAAAUUUAAAGUGCACGGAAAAUUAUGAAGAAUUUUAUAAUAAAAUAAAAGAGUUUGUUGGUGCCAUUGGAUAUUUUCAUGUAAAACAAAAAUUAAGCUUGGAAGUUCUAUUUUAUCUUCUUAUUUACAUUAUACAAAACAAUGAACUUAAUAUAAAAGCAUUUCAAAUUCAGUUAAACACAGAAUUGUCAAUUAGUUCUGGUUUAGGUAGUUCUGCUUCAUUCGCAGUUUGUAUUGCUGCUUGUUUUUUGCAUUGGUCACACCUACAAAAAAAUAUUUCUAAAACAUUUGAUAUUUCUGAUUUAGAGAUUAUUUCAAAAUAUGCUCUAAGCAGUGAAAGAAUUAUGCAUGGUACUCCAUCUGGAAUAGAUAAUUCUAUCUGUACAUAUGGAUCCAUUAUAGAAUAUAAAAAGGAUAAUUAUAUAAAAACUAUAGGCGUUACACAAAUUAUGAAAAUUUUACUGGUGGAUACAAGAGUUAGCAGAAGCACAAAAGCAUUAGUAGAAAAAUUAGCAGAACUAAAAUACAUGUAUCCUGUUAUUAUCGAUUUAAUCAUGGAUUCAAUAGAUCAUAUAGCAAUUACGGCAAUUAAGGUUAUACAAAAAAUUAACAAUCCUGCGAAUACCGAUAAUGAAACACUAUUUGAAGGAUACAGACAAUUAAUGACGCUCAUUAACAUGAAUCAAGGACUAUUAACUACGUGUCAGGUAUCACAUCCAUCUUUAGAUAGAAUUUGUGCAGAAGCACAAAAUUAUGCUUUAGCAGCAAAACUGACUGGUGCCGGCGGUGGCGGAUAUGCGUAUAUUUUAUUAUUACCAGACACUCAACCGGAAACAAUUGCAAGCAUUUCACGAAAAUUAAUUGCAGAUGGAUUUCCUGUCACAUUAACAACUUUAGGAGGUGCAGGUGUACAAAUUCAUAAAUAAUAACAAGUAAAUCAAUUUUAUCGUAUUUUCAACAGUAAUGCUUAAAAGAAUAUUUGUACCAUUUUUCUGUUUUAUGUAAAUUUUAUUAUUAUGUGAAUACAAAUAAAUAUUAUAUACUACGCCA